AAUUUGUUGUGGGUAAAAAAUUUCCUUCCGAAAAAGAAAUUCUUACAAUGUUCGGAUUCCACAUACGAACUCGUUCCUUGGAUUCUACAAUUCCGGCGGGUUCGCCGAAACCAAUAGUGGGAACUCCAAGAUCCAGCAAUGAAGGCUCUCCAAGAACUAAGGUGGGAGAGGUGGACACCAGCGCUCCAUUUCAAUCUGUCAAGGCCACGGUUAGCUUAUUCGGUGAUGCUGCAACCUCGCCUAGGUCCAACAACGACGACAACAACAAGAAGCAGCCCCUUCUAUCUAGAAAGCCAAAAAAUUCCUCUGCUGCUGAUGAGGUGGGGAGCAGAGAGUGCUCGAGAAAGAAUCCGUUCUUCACUUGGCCCUCAAGCAACUGGAGGACUUCAGGGCACGACUCAAAUGCACAGAAACCACAAAAGCUCAAGCUUUCCGGGAACUGGAGAAAGCCAAUAGAACGCUACAGGAACUGACAAACAAGCUCGAAAUCAUUAGUGAAUCCAAGCAAGCGGCUAUCGAGGAAACAGAAGCUGCAAAGCAAAGAGCCAAGGAGCUCGAGGAACACAAAUCCAGCAGACAACACCUUGGGCAUCGAUGCUUGGAAACAGGACGUCAACAACGAAAGAGAACUAUACAAGGCCUCCGCUGUUGAGCUCAUUUCUGCUAAACAAGAGCUUACAACCCUCCGACAGGAUUUUGAUCAAGUCCUCGAAGCAAAACUAGCUGCAUUUCAAGAGGCUGCGGACGCCCAGCACCUCACCCAAGUUUACCGAGACAGGCUAACUUGAAUUUCCAGUGAAAUCAUCACCUUACGCGAUACACUGGGAGAGGUCAAGUUGGCCACUCUUCAGGCGCAAGAAGAAGGAAAUGAGCAUCGUGAAGAAAAGCAGGCUCGCUUCCAAUCUCACCAAACAACCAAGGAACAAGUAGAGCUGAAAAUCAAAUCCUUAAAAGAAGAAUUUGAUGCUAGCGAAAUUCUCGAGGAAAAGCUCGAAGAAACAACGGAGGCAAUCAAGCUUUUGCAAGAACAGCUGCAAAAUGUUAGAGAAUCAGAUAUGUUCUCUCUGAAAAUCGCCACAGCAGAGCUUGAUGAUGCUACAAGGAAACUGCGAGAAAUUGUGCAGGAACAAAACUUACAGAGAAGCUCAGUAGAUUUCCUUAAGGAGGAGCUUGAUAAUGUCAAGAGGGACCAUUCUGAAUUGAAGGACAAGGCAUCGGAAGCAGAAUUAACAGUUGAAACUUUGCAAAGUGAAUUGGAGAGAUAUAAAGCACAGCUCGACGCAGCUCUUGCAGGAGAUCCCCAAGGAGAGUACGAUGAUAUGUGCUUAAAACUCCAGCAGUUGGUGUCGGAGGCUGAAAAUGCUAGGCAGGGAGCAGAAGAGAUCAGGAAGGACAUCUCAUUACUUAAGCAAGAUGCUGAAACAGCACGUGAACCAAUUCCAUCGGAAUGGAAUGGAAAACUGCUGCCAUUCCUCGCUGCGGAAUAUUCAUCCUCGAGCUUUUCCUUGCUCUGUUGUGCUGCCCGUGAACCAAUUUCUCCAUUCCACUCUGUUUUCGUCAUCUUAUCUCCCUCCAUUGAUGGCAAUUUGCAUCGGUGGAAAACCCCUAAUUUCUUCCGCUAUUUGGAUGCAAAAUGGGUUCUGUCUUGGAAAACCCCUAAUUUCUCAGGUUUCCUCCAAUUUGGAUGCAAAAUGGGUUCUCUGUCU
Molecule: messenger RNA, 1706 nt
Organism: Coffea arabica (coffee)
Lineage: Eukaryota; Viridiplantae; Streptophyta; Magnoliopsida; Gentianales; Rubiaceae
Source: RefSeq, a predicted model, not a curated record